Messenger RNA from Scleropages formosus (Asian bonytongue), 2203 nucleotides. It is a transcript of the gene tpm4a, whose product is annotated as tropomyosin 4a. The transcript is spliced from 8 exons. Lineage: Eukaryota; Metazoa; Chordata; Actinopteri; Osteoglossiformes; Osteoglossidae. The record is from RefSeq and is a predicted model, not a curated record. The coding region runs from base 416 to 1162 and encodes 248 amino acids.
CAAGUCUCGGGAAGUGUGUGCCUUUUAAUCGCCCCUUUCCUGAGCGGAGAGCCUCGACUCGCCCGCUUCGCCUCGCUCGAGUCAGUGCCGCAUUCCACAGACCAAAUGACAGACUGAAGGAACCUAUUUUCGUACUUAGUUUCAGAAAGUAAACUGUAGGCUACUGACUUUAACUGAAGCUUAGAAAAACAUCUGGGAAGCUACUUCUGACAAGCUAUUCAAAAUAUUUUUGCACUUGAAAACUUAAAGUUUAGAGACCUUUGCCAACUUUUUGCACCACCCAAAGAAUUAUAAUUUUUUUACAAACUGUAUAUACUAUUUAAUUUUGUGUUUUUUUAAAUUUUGAUACAUUUUGCAUUUUUCUAUAAAACCUUAGUCUACUGUUAGUCCAUAUUUUUGUAGAAUACUUGCGACGAUGGCAGGUUUGAACUCUCUGGACGCAGUUAAAAGAAAGAUCCAGGCGCUGCAGCAGCAAGCGGACGACGCGGAGGAUCGCGCGCAGCUUUUACAGCGCGAGCUGGACAGCGAGCGCGAGCUGCGCGAGAAAGCAGAGGGAGAAGUGGCAGCACUGAACCGCAGGAUCCAGCUGGUGGAGGAGGAGCUGGACAGGGCCCAGGAGAGGCUGGCUACCGCGCUGCAGAAACUGGAGGAGGCAGAAAAAGCAGCUGAUGAGAGCGAGAGAGGCAUGAAGGUUAUAGAGAACCGGGCUAUGAAGGAUGAGGAGAAGAUGGAGAUCCAGGAGAUGCAGCUGAAGGAGGCCAAGCACAUUGCUGAGGAGGCUGACCGCAAAUACGAGGAGGUGGCCCGUAAACUGGUGAUUCUGGAAGGGGAGUUGGAGAGAGCUGAAGAAAGGGCUGAGGUGGCAGAACUCAAGUGCAGUGAUCUGGAAGAAGAAUUAAAAAAUGUUACCAACAACCUUAAGUCUCUAGAAGCUCAGUCUGAGAAGUACUCAGAAAAAGAAGACAAGUAUGAGGAGGAGAUCAAGGUUCUUAGUGACAAGCUGAAAGAGGCUGAGACUCGCGCUGAGUUUGCUGAGAGGACAGUGGCCAAACUUGAAAAAUCUAUUGAUGAUCUUGAAGAGAAAUUGUCUAGUGCCAAAGAAGAGAAUUUGGGAAUGCAUCAAGUUCUGGACCAGACACUGCAAGAAUUGAACAGCUUGUAAAAAUACAGAAUAAUAAGGAGAGGGAGAAAGAAUUCCUGAAACAUUCCAUAAAUAUUCAUUGUCAUUCCAACUUUUAAGCUGCAGGGCUUUUUUCUCAGAAAAAGAGGGAAUUAAUCUUUCUUAGUAAUAUCUCCUCCGCCAUAUUUCAGAUGAGCCCUUCCCUCCCCUGAGUCACUGCUUUCAUUCUGUUACAGCACCACCAAAUUAUCAGAUACAUAACCCCUUCCACAUUAGCCCCAUAUGAAAAAAGAAAAAAGUUUGCAACAUUUAUUUUUUUACAGAUAUCUUGUUUACACGCCAUCGGAAUCGCUGACAUGGGGUGUGUUUGGUACUUCCUGUGAGAGUGAAGGACAGCUCUUGGAAAUGCAGGAAGGACAAGCUGUUCUGUGCCUUCCACUGAUGCAAUUAUUAGCAUACCUUUCUGUACAAGUUUAGUUUUAUAAUUGGCAUUACAAAAUUGAUUAAGGAUGGGACAUUGGUGGGCAUUUUCUGGUAAUAGUACAAGAAAAUAUUUAAAUAAGAUAUGUUCUGUAAGUCAGGAUUAAAUGUAAAGACCUUUAGUUUGCCACACAUGUGCAUUAUUGGUACAGAACAUAUGCAGCUUGAACCAAGUUGUGAUCUCUACUCUUUUAUUCCAAGAUAUGUCUUUGAGACCCACUCAGGGGUAACAUGGAUAAUUCUGCAUUCUAGCGUCUACAUAUUGAGUCACGCCACGUAUUUAUGCGAGUAAAAAGGAAUCAUGCCAGAUCCAACUACGCACUGAAAUCCCAAUCUAGAAAAGCAUAUAAGAACUGUACAUAGUUGAUGCUGAGUUGUCCAGAACUGAAGGAGACUGACUCCAACAUUGUCUGACCAUCAUUCUGUUGGCAACUUGACAUUAUAGCAUACAUUAGAUCUUUUACACCAAGAAAAAAAUACAUCUUAAUUUUUAAAUGUUGUUUUUUUAUUUCUUAUAUAUUUUUUUUAUUAAAGUGAGGACUCAUGGACAUUCUUGGAUUAUGAAACAAGUGCCUUACAUUUGCCUCACUUAUAUGUAUUAAA